Orycteropus afer afer is the source of this 1017-nucleotide messenger RNA. The record is from RefSeq and is a predicted model, not a curated record. NCBI's taxonomy places the organism in Eukaryota, Metazoa, Chordata, Mammalia, Tubulidentata, Orycteropodidae.
CCAUCAGCCAAGUAUGGUGGACGGCACACAGUGACUAUGAUUCCUGGGGAGAGCAUCGGGCCUGAACUUAUGUCACAUGUCAAAUCUGUGUUUGCACAUGCAUGUGUGCCUGUGGAUUUUGAAGAGGUACAGUUAUCCUCUGCUUGUACUGUAGAGGACUUUCACAAUGUCAUCUUGUCCAUCCGUCGAAAUGGUGUGGCACUAAAAGGCAACAUUGCAACUGAUCAUAACCUGCCAUCAACUCACACCUCCCGUAACAGUGUGCUUCGCACCUCCUUGGAUCUCUAUGCCAAUGUCAUCCAUUGUAAGAGUCUCCCAAGUGUGCUUACCCGGCACGACAAUAUAGAUAUCAUUGUCAUUCGGGAAAACACAGAGGGUGAGUACAGCAACCUGGAACAUGAGAGUGUGAAUGGAGUGGUAGAGAGCUUAAAGAUCACCACUGAGGCCAAGUCUUUGCGCAUUGCUGAAUAUGCCUUCCAGCUGGCGCAGGAGAUGGGGCGCAAGAAAGUGACAGUUGUGCAUAAGGCCGAUGUCAUGAAACUGACAGAUGGUCUGUUCCUCCAGUGCUGUGCUGAGAUGGCAUCACACUAUCCUCAGAUCACCUUUGAGACGAUGAAUGUGGACUACACUACCAUGCAGCUGGUAAUCCGGCCCCAGCAGUUUGAUGUCAUGUUGAUGCCUAAUCUUUAUGGCAAUAUUAUCAGCAAUAUUUGCACGGGGUUGGUUGGGGGAGCAGGCCUCGUGCCUGGAGCCAACUAUGGCCAAAUGUAUGCAGUGUUUGAGACAGGUGUAAGGCAAACAAGCAAGAAGACAACCAGUAAGAAUAUUGCCAAUCCUAUUGCCAUGCUUCUGGCAAGUUGUAUUAUGCUAGAUUACCUUGCACUUAACUCCUAUGCUACCUCCAUUCGCAAUGCAGUCUUGGCGUCCAUGGACAACAAAAAUAUCCACACACCAGACAUUGGAGGGUGUGGUACCACAUUGGAAAUCAUUCAGAACAUUAUAAACCACAUCUGCUAA